Pisolithus orientalis is the source of this 1026-nucleotide messenger RNA. Its product is annotated as protein-tyrosine phosphatase-like protein. Bases 25 to 870 code for a protein of 281 amino acids. Lineage: Eukaryota; Fungi; Basidiomycota; Agaricomycetes; Boletales; Pisolithaceae. Gene Ontology annotation, molecular function: phosphoprotein phosphatase activity. The record is from RefSeq and is a predicted model, not a curated record. The transcript has 7 exons. Gene Ontology annotation, biological process: dephosphorylation.
CGAGGUCUUAUCAGGACGAGUGCCAUGUCGGACGACGGGCUCAAGCCUUUGGACCCUGCUUAUGUCGCUCAAGUGAUAUCCAACCCGCCUUUUGUAUCCGUUCCCGGUGUGUCCAAUGUUCGCGACUUGGGGUCAUACCCUACCACCAUGCCGAACGGCAUGACGAAGCCAGGUUAUGCGUUCCGAGCAGCUGAGGUUUCAAAUGUAACCACAGAAGGGGAGGAACAAAUGAGGGCGCUUCGCAUAACUACUGUAUUUGAUCUUAGGUCGGAUCCCGAAAUGAAGAAGUACAGCACUCCGAUACCCACCAUUGAAGGCGUACACAUAAUACGUACACCGGUAUUUAGAAACGAAGAUUAUAGUCCGGAAAGCAUGGCUAAGAAAUUCGAGUUGUACGCAAGCGGAACGACUGAGGCUUUCAUGCAACUAUACACUCAAAUACUCGAGCAUGGGGGCACGGCCUUCGGUACCAUCCUCAGGCAUGUGAGGGACAAGCCAAACUCACCAUUCCUAUUUCACUGCACAGCCGGCAAGGAUCGGACUGGCAUCAUGGCGGCUAUCCUCUUGAAGCUUGCAAGCGUAGAGGAUCAUUACAUAUGUCAUGAUUACUCCCUAACCCGUAUAGGACGAGAACCUGAUCGAGAAAAAGUGAUCAGGCGACUGUCUACAGAACCCUUGUUCGCCGACAACACUGACGCCGCAUUGCGCAUGCUUACGUCACGGUACUCGACCAUGUCAGCAUUCUUGGAGCUCCUCGAGCGAGUGUACGGAGGAGUAGAAGAAUAUGUGAAGAAGUACUGCGGGCUAACGGAGGAGGACAUUUCGAGGAUACGAACUACCCUUGUCGUAUCCCCUCGAUCCCGGAUUUAACACUGUCGGCGCGACGCGCUGAACGCAUGAAGACUAAAACGCGAGCAUCUCCACCAUAGUUGCACUAGUACUAUUCCACGCUCUUGGUAUAUAUAUCCGGGUUCAUCCAACCACUGUACAUACAUACACUUCCAUGCAAUAUUUUAUGCAUACCUC